AUGGUGAGCUUCCUCCGGGGAUGUUUGAGGAGUUUGUGGAUAAGGUGAGAACUUUUUUGAUUUUGUUCUUGGUUUAGGUGAAGAUGUGGAACUUUACUGGUAGACAGGUUUAAUUUUUGUGGUUAAAGGUGGAUUUAGCUUGGCUAUCAUUUAGAAUGGUCUAUUACGUGAUUUAAAAUAUGAAACAUCGAUUUUUUAUUGAUUUCGAUGUUGCACUUGGAGGUGUUCGAAGAAAUUGAAAUUUUGGAAUAUUCCUGUUGUUUCUUUUGUCGGUAAUGAUAUUUCUGGCCAGAUUAUGAUCUGUCUGAGCUGAUUGCAGGCUUUAAACUCUAACUUUCGAUGAUUUUUGCAUUAAAAAAUUAUUUUUUCGACAUGAACACCUCAUUUUAGGUAAUUAUGUUGAAGACCGCAAUUUUUGCCUUGUUUUUACGAUAAAACUUAUUUUCAUUGAUUUAGCCUUGUGUCAGCGGAGCUUUUGGCGUUUAAUUCAUUACAUUAGCUCGAUUUCAACCCCUUAUUUUAGAUGUUCGAUUCCGGCCUGAACUAGACUUGGCUCUCGGGCCGGCCCGGGCCGAAAAUCGCGGCCCGGCCCGCGGGCCGGAUGAGGUCGGCCCGGCCCGGCCCGUUUCAAUUUUUCUUCGGCCCGGCCCAGCCCGCGGCCCGGCCCGGGCCGGCCCGAAAAUUGAGUAGAAGUAAAAAACCUUAAUUCGCUAUUAGAUGUGACGUAUUUUUCUUUACUAUAACAACUAACAGUACAUUUUUAAAGCAAAAAAUUACUUGCCAACGCAUUGCCUUUUUAAAAUUAAUCAAAAAAUUCCCGAGAUCCGUUUUAAGACUGUUAAAAAUUGCCCCAAGAUCAAUUUUACAGAUUCAGCAAAGGUGGAACCACGUUUAACAAGGUUUUCAACUUCAAGAUGAUAGCGUUGCUUCACACGACUUCUUAAUUGUGUUUUUAAGGAUGUCGGUUACGUUUAUUUUGAGUUUUUGUUCAAAAAAUUACUAAAAACACUAAUAUCCAUUAGUACUUAAUAGAUUUUACUAGUAAAACUACUUAUUAGUAGCCAUUUUUGAGUACUUCCGUGCAUUAUUUUUAUAAAAUUAUGCUUACUGUAUGAAAAAUAUAGACCCCAUUCUUGGCUUUGCGUUUUUAUUUUAUUGGCGACCCAACUUUUUGCUUUAAAAUCCAGAAUUUUAAUUUUGCCGGGCCGGCCCGGGCCGAAAGUUGCGGCCCGGCCCGCGGGCCGGAACAGGUCGGCCCGGCCCGGCCCGUUUCAAUUUUGCUUUGGCCCGGCCCGGCCCGGCCCGAACACCGGCCCGGGCCGGCCCAGCCCGGCAGCCAAGUCUAGCCUGAACGAAGUCGAAAGAGAAUGUGUUCGCUACUACAUCAACCAUGAGCUACAACACCCUGGGGAGAUUCUGGAUGUUGUGGACCUUAAGGAACAGGAGGAAGCGCACGUUUCCAUGGGCAGAUCGGACGAGGAACCUCAUCCGGAUGGGGAUGAAACUGUCCGAAACUUUGGGCAUUUAGAAGUUAUCGAUGAAGAAGAACUAUCUCGGAGAACGGUUACAAGUUACCCCGCAGCAGAUCACUGCCGCCCAUUUGACCAAACUAAAGCAAAUUACGGAGAGUCAAAUUGAAGGCACAGUCAGCGAUGUGGUGAUCUCAGUGCCUCCGGCCUGGUCCAACGACCAACACUUGGCGUUGUUGGAGGCUGGCCAAAUCGAGGGGUUGAAUGUGCUGAAGUUUCCUUGUCCCAGUCCCGUUUAUGGGCUGUACGAACUAGUUGAGAUGCCAGUUUCGAGAUUUGAUAGUAAAAUUUGUAUUGUUUUAGUACAAGAUCGAUGCGAAAACUAACCCGCGCGCCUGA
Messenger RNA from Bursaphelenchus xylophilus (pine wood nematode), 1868 nucleotides. NCBI's taxonomy places the organism in Eukaryota, Metazoa, Nematoda, Chromadorea, Rhabditida, Aphelenchoididae. The record is from the annotation of a GenBank genome assembly.